Rosa rugosa (rugosa rose) is the source of this 1007-nucleotide messenger RNA. RefSeq names its product glycine-rich cell wall structural protein 2. The transcript has a single exon. Lineage: Eukaryota; Viridiplantae; Streptophyta; Magnoliopsida; Rosales; Rosaceae. The record is from RefSeq and is a predicted model, not a curated record. Bases 74 to 754 code for a protein of 226 amino acids.
CUCUUGCAUUGCCUCAUUCAAGUUGUGGGAUACAAAAUUACAAACUGAUCGAGUCUAGGUAUUGAUCGAUCCCAUGGCUCCCAGAAAGAUAGUUAGCGUUGUUUUCCUUGUGAUGCUAAGUGUAGGCAUCUGUUCUGCCACUAGAGUCCUCUUGGGUUAUACCGAGACAGUUACACGCCCUAGUUACGGCCAUUCUCCGGGCGUAGCCCAUGGAGGUGGUGGUGGAGGCGGACGUGGUGCGGGCGGUGGAGGUGGAGGUGGAGCCGGGGGUUCUGGACAGGGAAGUGGGUCUGGUGAAGGAGGGGGUGCAGGGUACGGUGCUGGUGGAGCGGAGGCAGCGGGGUACGGUGGAGGAGGAGGUGGAGGUAGCGGUGGAGGUGGAGGCGGUGGUGCAGGUUAUGAGGGAGCAGGGAAGGGUGGUGGUGAAGGGAGUGGUUCCGGAAGUGGUGCUGGGUAUGGUGCUGGAGGAGCAGCCGGAGGUGGACAUGGUGGUGGUGGAGGCGGUGGGAGUGGUGGCGGCGGUGGAGGAGGAGCUGGGGGUGCUGGUGGAGGUUAUGGUGGUGGUUCAGGAUCUGGUGAAGGUUAUGGUGCUGGUGGUUCGGCUGCUGGUGGAGGCGGAGGAGGUGGGUCCGGUGGUGGCGGCGGAGGUGGCGGUGGCUCUGGUGGUGGUGCAGGUGCACACGGUGGUGGAGCUGGCUAUGGAGGUGGUGCUGGGGGCGGUCAGGGCGGUGGUCAUGGUGGCUAUGCACCAUGAGAGCACCUCUCUCACUAUCUGUAUGGAUCAAACACCUCUUCUUACCCAAAGUAUUAGGAAAAAAUAAAUUUUAAUGCGGUAAGAAGAGGAUGAUUAUAGUUAUUUACUACGACGGUUGUAAAAAACAGGCCAAAGGCAUGCUAUGAUUGCUGCUAUCCGAGCUGGUUGUAUGAUACAAUUGGAACAGAUCAACUGGAUCAAUUGAGUAUUGCCAUGCAAUUAUGAAAAUAUAGAUGAAGUAUGUAUUCUAUAA